GUCUCCAUGGCUUGGGUGCACUUGUAGAGGAGCUCGUUGACGGCGUUGAUGAUAUCAUCGAUGAGCGCGAGGGGAGGGAACCCCAAGUGCUCAGUGAGGAGGGACGUGACCCUGUGGUCGAUAGAAGCCAUGGUGGUGUAAACAAAUGGAGAUAGCGUGGAGAUUAUGGGUGGAUCACGUGGUGAGAUGGCUUCUUUCACGUGUUUGAAGAAACUGUUUCACGUGUAUUUGUAUUUGUAUUCACUUGCAUAUGGUCACGUGAUAACACUUCCAAGGAGUGAAGUACAGCUGUCUGGCCUGCUGUUGCCUUACCACGCUUCCAGGCCGGCCACCCGCUCCGUGCCGCUGUUCUACCCGCUCUUACACCUUUCCAUCUCCCCUUCCCUCUUCCACGUCCUCCCCUUCCAUUCCUCACCUCUCACCAACAUGUCGCGCCCAAUCAAAAAAUUCCAAUUCUUCAUCACAUUUCUCCAGCACUAUCACCACCAUGGCAGGAACUUUAAGACCAGACGCCGAAUUCCAGCGCUUCAACACCGCCAAAGAAAAGCUCGGCCACUACUUCAGAUUCAAGCCAAGAGCCGCUCUUUUCAACGUGGUUUUCAUGGGGUUGGUUCCAUUUGGAUUGGCCACCUACGCAUACAACUCCGAGGGCCAGUUGAGUUUCAACAGAAGAUUCAGAAAGGACACCGUGUUGAGUGGUGAGGAGUACACUCCAAGAGACAAGGACUUGUGAGUGGGAGCUGAGGUGGAAAGCACGGCCAGGGAGCAGUAAAGUGCAGUUGGCAGAAGCCAACAGCGCAAUCCCUGGAAACACCCAUACUGCAAUGCUGAUACAGGCACUGUGGGAACGUCAGGAUGGUAGCCACAGUGGUAGCCAUGACCCGGCGACCUGCCAGGGCAAUAGCCCUGGCAAUCAUUUAUAUUAAUACAUGCAUAGUCUGACAAGCGUAGAUGGAGAUGAGCGUGGCUAUUCAGCUGCAGAGAACGUACUCUGACAAAGUUAGGUAGAAGGAUGAGCGUGGCCACACAGACUGUUGUUUUAAGAAGACUUCCAGCAGUUAGCUAAUUUAUACUCAUUUUAUACUAGUAUUCAAUCUCAAAUCUGC
Molecule: messenger RNA, 1106 nt
Organism: Suhomyces tanzawaensis NRRL Y-17324
Lineage: Eukaryota; Fungi; Ascomycota; Pichiomycetes; Serinales; Debaryomycetaceae
Exons: 1
Coding region: 488-733 (81 amino acids)
Source: RefSeq, a predicted model, not a curated record